AUGCAGUUACGAACGGGUACCUUCGUGGUGAACGGCCUGAUACAGACUCGCCACAUAGCCUUACGUGUUUUCGGUGAUUCGGGAGUUGGAAACAAAUAUGCUAUUGAAGUCCUCCUGCACCUAUCCAUAGAUAUUGAGCCCUCACACACGGAAGCUAAUCAGGAUCUAGGAUUUCAUCCGUCAUCUGUUUCUCCUUCCUCUUAG
This is a messenger RNA of Fomitiporia mediterranea MF3/22, 204 nucleotides long. RefSeq lists its product as uncharacterized. Bases 1 to 204 code for a protein of 67 amino acids. The record is from RefSeq and is a predicted model, not a curated record. The transcript has 2 exons. NCBI's taxonomy places the organism in Eukaryota, Fungi, Basidiomycota, Agaricomycetes, Hymenochaetales, Hymenochaetaceae.